Messenger RNA from Leptinotarsa decemlineata (Colorado potato beetle), 2438 nucleotides. RefSeq names its product beta-alanyl-bioamine nonribosomal peptide synthetase ebony. The record is from RefSeq and is a predicted model, not a curated record. NCBI's taxonomy places the organism in Eukaryota, Metazoa, Arthropoda, Insecta, Coleoptera, Chrysomelidae.
GCAAGAAUAACAACUGAACUAUCGAACAUUUUAAGAAAUAUAAUGUUGAAUGAUAACGUUUCCUGUAAUAACGAUGGAGAUUAUAUAAUUGGAGUAAGAAUGGCGCCUAGUGAUCGAAUGAUUAUGGCACUACUAGCAAUAUGGAAAGCUGGAGCAGCAUAUUUACCAUUGGAUCCAGAAUUUCCCAACAGAAUAUAUAGUUAACGAUGCCAAACCAAUUCUGAUUAUAUCUGACGAAGUAUCCAAUUGGUUCCAGCAAAUGGAGUUGUCUUUUGAAGAUCUACUAGAUCGAAGCAAAAAAAUACAAUCCAGCGAACGAAUCACCAAAGAUGAUAAUUGUCGUGUUCAACAAGACAUUGCUAUUGUGUUAUAUACCUCAGGAAGUACUGGGAAACCAAAAGGUGUGCGUCUCCCACAAACAGCUAUCAUGAAUAGACUGCAAUGGCAGUUUCAAGAAUUUCCUUUUGGAGAAAACGAAAGUGUUUGCGUUUCGAAAACCGCUCUGGCAUUCGUUGACAGUGUGGCAGAAAUAUGGGGACCUCUACUCAAUGGACGAACUCUUUUAGUUGUUCCCAAAAAGUAUCUUACGAAUCCUGAGAAAAUUGUGAAUAUUUUGGAGAAAUACGAGGUACAGAGACUUGUUUUAGUCCCUUCGCUCUUGAAAUCUCUUCUUCUGUUCUUGGAAUCACAAGGAAAUGAGGCCUACUUGCGAAAUUUGAGGUUAUGGAUUUGCUCCGGAGAAUCUCUCGACAGAGUGGUGGUCAACCAAUUUUAUAAAUGUUUUCCGGAAAAUAGUUACAGGCUGUGCAAUUUCUAUGGAAGCACUGAAAUCAUGGCUGACGUUACAUUUUAUGUAAUAAAUGAACUGAAACAGCUGGAAAGUCAUGAUAAAGUUCCGAUAGGUAUUCCAAUCGAUAACACCGUAGUGUACCUUCUGGAUGAAAAUCGUCAAAUUGUGCAAGCUGGAACCGUUGGUGAAGUAUUCGUUUCUGGACUGAACCUAUCAGCAGGAUACGUCAACAAAACAGAUCAAGAAGAGAGAUUCAUUGAUAACCCAUUCGAAACAGAUCCUGAUUACAAACAACUAUUCCGCACUGGUGACUUUGCAAGAAUUGAAAGUGGAUGCUUGAUUUUUGAAGGUAGAGCAGAUUCACAAAUAAAAAUUGGGGGACGUAGAGUUGACCUCAGUGAGAUCCAACAGCUCAUGUAUACACUAGAUGAGAUUGAGAAAGCCAUCGUAUUAUGUUACAAACCUGGUGAUAUUAAACAAGAGCUUCUAGCAUUUGUAACUGUCAAUAAUCCGAAUUUGAGUGCAUUACUGAUAGAGGCCAAACUCAGAAAAGGUUUGAUGUGGUACAUGGUCCCAAAAGUGAUUGUCAUCGAAAAAAUGCCUUUCUUGGUUAGUGGAAAAAUCGAUAGACAGGAGUUGAUAAAACUAUAUGAAAGUCUAGAAGAAACUGAGGGAGAAAUAAAUUAUGAUGAUAUUGACAGUGAACAAAUGGAAGCAGCAACAGUGCUAUUCGAAACGGUUGCCAGUGUUCUUAGCAAGAGAGCCAGGUCUGCCAUUUCAGCAAAUGCAAAUUUUUAUGAAAUCGGUGGAAACUCCAUCAACUCGAUAUCUACCAUUUCCAAAUUGAGGGAAAGGGGAUAUCACAUCGGGAUUGGAGAAUUCAUUUCUGCCAAGAACUUUGCUGAAAUUUUGUCUCUCAUGCAAGCUGAUACUAAUAUGGAUAAGAGUGGAUGCCCAGCUAAAACUUUCAGACACGAACCUUUGAAAGAUGAGCACAAAAACGAUGUUAUCGAUUUGACAUACAGAAGUUUGUACCAUCAGCCAGGAUUACAAGAAUGGAUUGUAUGGAACACAAGCAAAUCAGAUUUUAUUCAUUUAAUCAACCAGCUAUGGGAGUCGUUGAUAGAACAGAAUUUGAGUUUCGUAAUCAAAUCUGACAAUGAAAAAAUAACAGGAAUAUGUCUGAAUUUUGAUGAUGCCCACUUUCCCGAAAUCAAAGGUGGAGGAGGCUUCAAUUGGAUACUAGAAUUGAUGAAUGAUAUCGAAAAUCAGAUAAGACUGAAAUAUGUACCAAAUGACAACGUGAAAGCCAUGAAUAAUCUUUUCAUCACAACCGAACCCUCACAAUCACACCAAGAAAAUAUAGCUGCAGUAGAAUUCAUGGAAAAGGAAACGUUGAAUGUUGCUAAAAAACAUAACUUCUCCGGAGUCUUGUGUACAAAUAUAAGUAAACUAACCCAGCAACUCGCCUCAGAAGUUCUCAACUAUGAAUUAGUAGUGGAUGUACAGGCCAAUCAGUAUGUUGCCGAAGAUGGUACAAAACCUUUUGCAGAGGCACCCGAUGAUGACAGAGCACAAGGAUUUUGGAAAUUCGUAAAUGAGUGAAAUCCAUGAGCAUAUUUUGUGAUGAAUACAAUUUCAUUAUGAA